AUGAAUGAUCAACAACAAAAGUUCGUCGAUAGGUUGAAUUGUAAAUUUUAUGGUGAUUUCCUUUUGAGUGAAAACCCAAGUACCUUUGCUGAUGCUGUUCGAAUUUAUCGCCAAUUACCAACACUUUUAGGCAACAAGAGUGAAAGUGCUGUACCGAAAAAAGUAUGGCUGUAUCCGUUAAGUUUAUUGGAUAAUAAAGCGAUGCGAGUAGUUCGAGAUAUUUCAUCGAAAUUAAUUGAUUACACAAUAUCUCUUAUUGAAAAUCUUCAUUCUUUUGAAGUAACUGCUUUGGAUUUAUCGAAGGAUGAAAUUUUUACUCAUUUCGAUCAUAUGAAAAAUCAUUUAUUGGAUUUCGCUGCUCGAUUAUCCGAGUUUCAACGUGUUUUGAAAGAAAAGAUCGUAUUAUACCUACCACAACUACGAGGAAAUACAGGUGUUCAAGAGUCUGUUUUAUUUAAUUUAUUUAAAGGAGUUGACUCGUCACCAUUUAACAAACGUACAUUAGAGUCGUGGCUCAACGAGAAGCGACAAAUGAUUUCGUUAGUCACAUCUUUGCUUGAAACUCUUGUUGCAUAUAAAAAUUUGAAUGCUACGAUCAAAUCAUCAUCAUUACAUGGAAUCGAUUUCGAUUCUCACUAUGACUAUACAUUCUGUCUUUCAUUGCGUUUCGUUGAAGAAAAUGAUCCUCAGCUUACUGACAUGCACAAUUAUCUUUACGGUAACAGCAGUUUCAAAUCGUCGAAAGGUCACCAAAACAACAAAACCUGGUUUACAAAUCAUCGUUCUAUGACAAAAAUUCGCAAAGAUUUUCGACAAUUUGCGGACUUUGCUAAAGCGAAUAAUGUUGAAAAUCGAAAAAUAAAAUUCAUCGUUGACGAAGAGUAUGCAGUAAAUCGCUUGAAAAGUACACAACUCAUUCUCUAUGAUGAUGAAUCAAAGAAAGUAGGCUUUAUCGUACCUAGUAAACCAGGUGCACCCUAUGUAAAAAAUGUCACUGAAAAUAAUGUAACACUUGGAUGGACGGAUGCUGCUAGUGGAAGUGAGAAAAUAAUUAAAUAUAAAGUUAUGUACCGACAAUAUAUCAGUAAAACAUCAGACGACAGAAAUGAAAAUCAAACACUAGGAGAGUGGGUCAGCCUGAAAACAUCCGAUAAUCGCCAAGAGAUUAUCAUCUCAAACCUUCCAUCAACAAUAACAUUUGAAUUUCAAGUACAAUCUAUAACUGCUAUUGGACUCAGUGCAGUUAGUGAUCUCAGCGAGCUGGUAACAAUACCUGGAAUCAAAGCUCGUGAGUUGAUAUGUCUUUCUUUUUUCCUACAUCAUUCGCAUCUUUAUUUUGUUUUUUUUUAA
Messenger RNA from Rotaria sp. Silwood2, 1350 nucleotides. Lineage: Eukaryota; Metazoa; Rotifera; Eurotatoria; Philodinida; Philodinidae. The record is from the annotation of a GenBank genome assembly.